UUCUCCCAUCCCCACGUACCUACUGGGGCAUCACGGAAAAAGCUGCACUAAAAAGUGCCAACAGAUGGUGGGAGGAUGGGCAUCUAAAUGGCUAUAACCUUCCUGGAAAGCAAUUUGAUAUCAACUCCAGUUUAAUCUAUCAGUGAUCUUUGAUCCAUUAAAGCCACAGAUAUAUAGAGGGAGACACGAGGAUUUAUUGAUAAGGGGGUUUGCUGAAGAUUUAUUAAAACAAUAACAACCACUUACUGGUCAUCAAUAAGAAAGUCGUUAAAAAUGACAAAAUAGCCAUAUACAUGUUUACUGUAGGGUAUGCCACAAAAUAUAAUAAUCUUAGCUUCAAUAGAUGAUGUGACAUCCACAUAUAAGUAUAUGUGUGUAUGUAUAUGUACAAAUACACGGGUACACAUAUAUGUACGUAUAAAGAAAAAGAAAAGGAAAUCCACCAAAAUGUUUUCAGUGAUGGUUAUCCGUAUCUCUGGACAGGAGGAUCAUAAGCAUAUUUAAUGUCAUCUUCAUACUUUUCUGUAUUUUUCAAAUUUUAUACAAUGAUCAUUUUUUCUUUUAAAACGCAAGCUGUUUCAACUGCAGCAAGACAGAUGACGAGCGGUGGCAGGUGCAGAGGAUUAGUUGAGAGGGUUGCCAUACAAAGAAAGACAUUUCUUCAAGGGAGGGGGUGGCCUUUUUUGUCCUUCAUUAAAGAAUACAAAAAUAGGAAGAACUUCUACCGGAACGGCAUAGUUACAAAUAGAAAAAGGAAUGAAUAAUGUUACUGUUUAAGUACCAUGACUUCCCUCUCCUCCACGAUCCCACCUAUUUUUUCCCUUCUUUCGAAGAUUCCUGAGUUGAGGGAGACCUGAGAUUCGAAUUCCUGAACAAUAUGACACACUCACCCUGCAGCAGCGACGGAUCAGUCGGCACAGCCUGCAGCUCUGAAUCAAACCUGAGCCUCUCUGUGGGUUAUUUCCCCUGGGACGACACCGUCUCUUAUGAGAACGCCACCUCCUGUGAACACGUGUCUCCCAAGGGUCCUUCAACCCUUGUCCCUCCUAUCCAAGGGACGUGGAGGACUGAGAGUACAGACAGACUCCUGAGGAGACGAGACCAAAUUCGGGACGACCCAAAGCAGUUCUGCAAACUCAGCAUCACCCUGGCCUGGGAUGUUGACAUAGGCUCUAACAAUUCAGACUCCACAGCUAGUUGGGACAUAACUGGAAGGCAUCAGUGGAUAGACAAGUACCCUGAAGAGAACACACAACCGACUCUCAGCAAACUGGACAGUCUAGUGCAAAAGCUUGAGAAAUUUCUAGAAAAUCAGAAAGACGAGGAAGGUGGUGACUCUGCCUUCCCUGGAUCUGCUCAGGAGGAAGAUUUCCAGUUGUGCAGCAGCUCCCCUCCACACAUAGCUCAGGUCAGUCAUCAAGAACAUGAUAGUUGUCAGGACUUGCCCCACGCCUGCCAACAUAAAGGGAUCAUCCAGUUUCCACAGAUUCCUCCAAGACUUCGGGAACAUGAACUUGCUGAGAUGAUAAGCCAGACAACUGGCAGCCAAAGGACAAGCGCUACAGAGACCUCCUCAGUCUCAUCGGGCCAGCCGGAGGAGGGGGACGCUCAUUCUAGCACACGGGCCCUCUCCUGUGUGAACUUCAGGGGGGUCUUCCGCUGGCUAAGGCAGCAAGUCCUCACCUCGCUUCUCAGGAGACCACACCCCGAGGAGGCCACUGAGAGCCCCCAACAGCUGGCACAAAAGAAAAGACUCUCUCACAGAGGCAAGCGAAUCCAACCUCAUGCCCUCGAGUUAAGACACCCUCUAUCGCCAGAUGUUUUAACCUUUUGAUAGCCCCUAUUCUACAAUCCCCAUGAGUUGUUUUCUA
This is a messenger RNA of Callorhinus ursinus (northern fur seal), 1871 nucleotides long. RefSeq names its product chromosome unknown C12orf71 homolog (gene CUNH12orf71). NCBI's taxonomy places the organism in Eukaryota, Metazoa, Chordata, Mammalia, Carnivora, Otariidae. The record is from RefSeq and is a predicted model, not a curated record.